Messenger RNA from Leptopilina heterotoma, 5499 nucleotides. RefSeq lists its product as uncharacterized. NCBI's taxonomy places the organism in Eukaryota, Metazoa, Arthropoda, Insecta, Hymenoptera, Figitidae. The transcript has 7 exons. Gene Ontology annotation, molecular function: zinc ion binding; nucleic acid binding. The record is from RefSeq and is a predicted model, not a curated record. The coding region runs from base 1 to 5499 and encodes 1832 amino acids. Gene Ontology annotation, biological process: DNA integration.
AUGGCAACAACGACGCUGAGUGGCACGAGUGUACUCGCCAAAAUAGUGGAACGAAUGCGGAAUGCCUUGCUUGUGGAAAUGACGAACGGUUUGUUAAUAACAGCCAAAAUAAAUGGAGAAUGCUUUGAGAUUGGAUUCUCAACUAGCGAAUCAGCUGUUUUAAGUCGAAAUGCAUUAAAAGAUGAAUGGGAUAUUUUAAAAGCAGAAAUUGACAGUUUAGAGCAGAAGCAGAAACCAAGCAGCGGCGACGCCAGUAACCAUUUCAAAAUGUCAGAUUCAGAGAACGAUUUUAACGAGAUAAAUAAAGACAACGAAGAUAACUACAGUCUAGUGAGUUCAGCCGAAGGGAGAUUGAAAGACGACGUUAAUGAAGGUGAACAAAAAUUAUUUUACACAAUAUUCUCUUCUGAUCCUGUAAAAACGAAAACGAUAAAUUAUAACGAUGGUACGAAAGUUGUCGUCGACGACAAAAAUAAAAUAAUGAAUUUUCCUUUGGUAAGUGUGUCACCAAUUGCAGGUGAAAGCGGUUCCGGACGAAGCAGGGAUCAGAAGACAGUUUCAAACAACGAAAUGAAGAAAACGGUUUCGAACGAGAAUAAAAGGUCAUUUGUUUCCAAUAAUAUGAAUCGAGUGUGGACUAACGAAACAACGAAGUACGAGCGUUUUAAUAUGCAAGACCUUUAUGCCAAAUACGACGAGAAAUUUAAUAAGCAGUUACACACUAUGGAACAAAUGAUGACAGCCACGAUGACCAUGCAAACAACAAUGCAAGAAAGUCUAAAAUUGUGGUUUAAACAGCGCGAGAUGGAUGAGAAUAAAGCUAAGAGAGCAAAAAUUUCUUCAGAUGUAAUGCUUUCCUCUGAUCAAAAAUUACCGUUAACGACAGUUCAUAAAACUUUAGCGACUUUACCCGAACAAAUUACGACUGUUAAUUUAUCUGCCUCUUCUUAUCGAGAACAAAACGAACCACAAUUUAUCGCAAAUCGUGUAAAAGAAGCGUUAAAAAUUGAAUUAAUUGGAAAAGAGAAUCACACGAAGCAUGAUUAUAAAUUAGAGCCCCGAGUUAAAUAUGAUCAUUUUCUUAAAUUUCUAACCUCCGAACUCCGAACAAUAGACUUGUUGUACGUUAUUGAUAAAUCUAUCCAUGCUCCGGAAGGCAUUAAUGAUAAUUUAAAAGAGAAACACAGAUUUAAACUCCGCGACAUUUUAAUUAAUAGAAUCGACAAAACCUAUCAUAAUAGAAUCCUCCAAAUUAAAGAUCCGAUCGAAAUGCUUGAAAAAAUCAAAGAAAUAAAACGAUGUAAAGUCAAUGUAACGAGCGUAAGUAUCCGAAAACAAUUAUAUGCUAUCCAAUAUAACACAAACCGUGAAACCGCGAAUAAUUUCUUGGAUAGAUUCGAAGAAAUUGUACACAAUUACGAAACCAUUUCAGGGUCAGCUCCUCUUGCUGAUGACGAAAAGCAAGAUGCGCUUUAUAACGCUAUAAUGAACCAAUUGCCAGAAGUCCAAUACGUUGAAUUUAUCACGAAAAACCAAACUGGUAAAGGUCUAACUUACGAUCUUCUAAAAUCCUUUAUUAUGCAAGCAGAAGCUAAUCGUCUACAAUCAGCAACAGGAAAUCACCCUGGAUCUAAACACAUCCCAAUUGCAUCCGCUUCCUUCACUAAUUCGAAUAAGAGGUCAAAUGAAAUUUGUUUUGAGUGUGCAGACAGUGGGCAUAUGAAGAACGAAUGUCCGCGUAAAGGUCAAGGACUAAGAAAAUGUUAUGAAUGUGAACAAUUUACGACUCAUAUUGCCGCCGAAUGUCCACAAAGAAUAGAUAAAGAGAGGAAAGGUUAUAAUAAAAACAGUAGAGAAAAGCAUUACAAAAAUAAUAAUAAUUACGAAAAUCGAUUUCACGCGAGCAAUAAACGAUCAUUUAAUACUAAAGACUCUCGAAAUAAAUCAAGCUUCAAUUCGAAACCAUCUCGUGAUGGAAAACCGAAACAAUUUAAGAGAAACGACAAUAAUCCGCAAAGAGAAAAUAAGUCACGACAAAAUCGGUCUCGUGCAGGAAAUAACGAAAGUUCGAAGGUUCGUCAGACUGAGAAAGGUAAGUACAAAAAUUCUGUUUCUAGUAAGAUAAAAUCAAAUCCUGAAAUUCAAAAUCGGAAACACUUGUCGGCAUGUUUUUUACAAAAUUCGAAACUUAAAGAUGUUAAUAUUAACGAAUAUAAUAAAAACUACGUAUCUUUUAUUGUCGAUUCAGGAGUAACUGAACACUUGACGAAUUCUAAAGACGUUUUCAGUUCUCUUGAAGAGACAAAAUCAAGUAUAAUUAAGUGUGCAAACAAAAAUAACGAAGCUGAUUUGGUUGCUGAGGGUCGAGGCACAAUAAAUGUUGUUUCAAACUCAGACAACAAGAAAUCGCUGGUAUUAAACAACACUAUUUAUACAGAUUUUCUCUCUGAAAAUUUACUUUCGCUAAGAAAAUUCGCCGAUGCUGGUCUGUCAACACAUCUGGAUAACGAGUGUAUUAAAAUUUAUGAUCCAAAAACGAAAGAAGUGUUUGCUUCAGGAAAUUAUAACAAACCUUAUUGGACUAUGGAAUUUCAGGUAGAUAAGAAAAAUGAAAGUAAACGAGUAGAACCUUCAAAGGUAUUUCUUUUUGAUACAAGUGUAGUUGAUCAAAGCAAAACAAAAAUUGAUGAUAAGAGUACGACUGAACUAAAUGAAACGAUGGUUAAUAACGAUAAUAAAAACGAUUUAUUUUUAAUUGACGAAAGUAACAAAACGAAUAAUGAGACAGACGACAAAUUAGAGUCUUUUAAAUUAAAUUUAAAUUCCCCUGUCGAUAAUGAGUGUAAAAAGACUGAAAAAGAAACUGUUACGAGUGAUCGCUAUGUUUUUACAGAUUUCGAUACACAUUUGACAAGCAGAAAAAUAACAAAUUUGGAUGAACUUCCAUCCAUAGACUUGUUAGAAGACGAUUUUAUUUCUAAUAAAACAUUUACCGAUUCUGUAAAAGCAAAUAAAGCUAUGCUUUGGCACGUAAGAAUGGGCCAUGCAUCUGUCGAUUAUUUGCGUAAACUGCAAAGCUUGUGGAAAGAAAAUAAAGAUAUACAAGGUGUAGUUUUUGACGAAAGUAUCAGAGAAUGCGAAAUUUGUGCACUAACAAAAUUAGCAAAAUUACCGUUUCGAACUCAACGAAGCAGAGCAGUAAGACCGCUGCAAAUAAUACACUCUGAUGUCAUGGGUAAGAUUUCUCCAUCUACCCACCCUUUUGGCUAUCAGUACAUUUCUGUAUUUAUAGACGAUUAUUCAAGAAUGGCUCUAGCGUAUCCUAUGAAAACAAAGGAUGCUACAGGUCAUUGCUUAGAACGUUUCAUUAUGUCUGCGCGAAACUUGUUAGGAACAAAUGAGAAAAUUUGCUACUUACGUACGGAUCAAGGUACUGAGUAUAUGGGAGGCUAUACCCAAGAGGUAUUAAUUCGCGAAGGAAUUGAAAAUCAACCUGCCUGUCCAGAUACUCCUCAACACAACGGAACUUCUGAAAGGUUUAAUCAAACAAUUCAAAAGAAAAUAAUAUCCAUUAUGUUCGAUUCUAAACUUCCUCAAACGAUGUGGGAUCUAGCUCUAGGAGCAGCUGUAUAUGUUUAUAAUCGGACUCCUCAUCGGUCAAACGAUUUCCAGGCACCUCUUGAGAUUUUUGCACCAAACUUACGAUAUGAUAUAAAUCAGAUUAAACGAUUUGGGUGUUUGGCGUAUUGGACGAUUCAAAGAAAACCAGACUCGAAAUUUUCUGCAAGGGCAAUAAGAGGAGUAUUGGUUGGAUACACCAGCUCUGGAUACAUUUUUCUAAAUCCUGAAUCAGAAUUUUACGAGUUUCCUUCUUUAGAAGAAGAAUUUCUGAGCAUGAAAGACAAUGCAAGUGACGAAACUUUGUUCUACUUACAUGCAAAAAUAAACAAUGAUCCUCUAACGUUUAAACAAGCUUUAGAGUCGAAACACAAAAACGAAUGGCUUCAAGCAAUAGACGAAGAGUUAAAUUCUUUGAACAAGAAUGAUGUUUGGACUCUGAUAGAUCGACCUAAACUUGGCAAAAAUGGCAAGAAACCCAAUAUAAUUGAUUCAAAGUGGGUAUUUAAACAAAAAGAGGACGGCAGCAGUGUCACCAAAUUCAAAGCAAGAUUAGUCAUACGAGGGUUCAAGGAUACAAAUUUGUAUGACUUAAAAGAAACGUAUGCUCCCGUUUCCAGACUAACUCUUGUUCGAUCUCUCGAUGUAAAGACUGAUUUCCUUAACGGAAUAAUUGAAGACGAAGUUUACAUGGAAAUUCCUGAAGGAAUGGAAGUGUCAGACAAAACACGACGGACAAAAGUGUGUAAGAUUCUCAGAGCUCUUUAUGGACUGAGGAUUAGUCCUAAGCGAUGGAAUGAAAAAUUCACCGAAGUCGCGAAUUCUAUGGGACUGACAAAUGAUCAAUAUGAUCCUUGUCUGUUCACAUACAAUUUUGGUGAAACAAAGGUUGUCAUGCUAAUUUAUGUCGAUGACAUAUUAUUGGCAAGCAACAAUAAAAAAUUGCUGAAUAAGAUGAAAGUUAAAUUGAUGAAAGCCUUUGAAAUGACUGAUCUGGGAGAACCAAAAUGUUUCUUAGGUAUGAAUAUACAAAGAAACAGAGAAACAAGAGUGAUGAUGAUUAAUCAGGAAAAAUUCAUUGACAAAAUUCUGAUUAAAUUUGGCUUUGAAAACGAAUUUCCACAAAACACUCCCAUGAUCACACGUCAAGUGGCAAAUCACGAAAGACGAAAACGAGAAAACGAUAAUGAAGACAUUGACGAAAUCACAUUAAAUAUUCCAUACAGAGAGGCUGUUGGUAGUUUAUUGUAUUUAGCUGGUGCUACUCGUCCAGACAUUGCUUUUGCUGUGAACGUACUCAGUAGACAUCAAAUCGACCCAACAGAAAACGAAUGGAAUAUGGUCAAACGAGUAUUUAAAUACUUAAAAGGAACGAAAACUCUCGGAUUAAAUUAUCUCGGGAAACAAAAUGGUCUGUUAGCGUAUUCGGAUGCCAGUUUCGCUGACUGCAAAUCGUCUGUUUCCACUUGUGGUUAUAUUAUAAAACUUUAUGGAGACACAAUUUCGUGGCGAGUAACAAAGCAAAAAUAUGUUGCUUUAUCUACUUGCCAGGCCGAAUACGUAGCAAUGAGUCAGACUUGUCAGGAACUUAUUGCAAUCAAUAAGUCUCUUAUACGAUUGAAUAACGAAAGUUUACUUCCAGCUACUUUACGAUGUGACAACAAAGCAGCAGCGAUCUGUGCUCAAACAAGUGGAGGUAACAGAUUAAGGCAUAUGACAGAAGUUCAUAUGGAUUAUGUCCAAGAAUGUGUCAAAUAUAAUCGAGUGAUUAUUGAGUGGGUUCCUUCCAAAAAGCAAAUAGCUGAUAUUAUGACGAAACCUCUGAGUUAUGAAUUGCACACUAUCCUAAGAGACAAGAUGUUGAAUAACGAUGAUUCUUGA